AAAAAAUUGUCCUGUCGUUGCCAGCAGUUGCGUGCAGGCAACGGUGCAGCGAAUGAAUACCAAGCGUGACGAACGUGCCCGACAACCGUUGACUUGGCUCGCCAACGGCUAUGCACUCACUCGAUAUCUGAUUGUCCUCCCACCACCACCAACAACCUCUCGCUUGCUGCAGCUGCGCCAGUGCAUUCUUCCGAUCUCCACCCAUUACAGCCAACCAGCUACAAGGCUUUUUGUUGUUGCUUGUUGUCGUUGCGGGGGUCAGCCACAGUAAGCAACAAAGCAAGGAGAAAAACAAUGAGCUUCGCUGUUCCUCAUCGCAAGAAGCCGGCACCAGCCGCCGGCAGGACAGAGUCGUCCAGCAAGAUUGUCUACGCGGAACACAUGCUCCAAGCGCUGGUUCGACAACACGCACCGUGGUAUUCGGAGAAGGAGGUCAAGGCCAUCUUCUAUCGCAACUUGGCCAAGGACCGGCUGAACCAACCCAGGCUGGUUGACCGCCUUCAAGACACAGCAGGGAGCCAGCAUCACGCAAGCGCCAUCGACACCAUGCUCGGACUCAACGAUCAGCUCCCAGAUGUCACCUACAACACCAUGCAUGCAGCACCCAGCGCACUGCCACAUCAUGCCAAAGACUUGUCGCGCAGCAACUCGCGCUCCGAACACCGGCCACGCUCAGCAAACGUCGAUUCCCUCGCUGCGCGUAAUCAGGACUUCGUGCUCAAGCCAGAUGGCGUGGCUCCACUCGUCAGAAGCACGGCGCCACCACAAGUGCGCACAGAACGCAUUCACGACCAUUACCACACCAAGGACGAUGCCAGCAAAAGCCACAGCAAUCGCUAUGAAUCUCCAGCAUACGCGUCCUCUGUGAAAAGCGACAGCAGUGCCACCCCCUCCACAAGCGCAUCUCCUGAUCGCGCCCAGCAGCAGCGCUCCAGCGGCAGCCGCGGAGGCAGCGAGCGUGGUGUGGGCGACGACAGUGCAGCCACAGACGGUGCGCGCAAGGGCAAGGUUGUUCGCAGGCGAUCAUCUCUCGUCACAACUGUGCCGCAGCCUGACAAGGCGCAGUCGCACGUGCCUGCGCAGACGAAGCCAGCCCUCUCCUCCCCGCUGUACAAGAACGUCUCCGCAAGCAAGAGCGUCGAGGACCUGACAGUUACCAGCGAAGACACCCAAGUCUUCAUCGUUUGACCCUAUUCUGUAUGCCGUGCACAGCAUGCUUAGACGCUCGAUUGCUGUGACCCCGUUGUCUCGUUACUCAGGUGCUCAAUUCUCACAUGGCAAUGCAAUGUGUUUACAUGAAAAGCACUCCAUGCUGUUUAUUCGUUGAUAUUGCUUCCGCCCUUGGUUGUUGAUUAGCUACCCUCAUCACUCAGUCAAACCACAUCGCACACGCGCCCUCACGAACCAACGGCGAACACUUCAGCACUUCUGCCUGUCGAACCAGCUCGACAACACAAAGGAAAGGCAGAAGAGCAAAGAAAGGAAGAAAGGAAGAGAGACGAAGGAAAGAAGAAAGGAAUGGCAGUUCAUGUCAAAUUAUAAAAAGUGCACAGAAACACACAACGGAGCACACAGCAAGC
Messenger RNA from Salpingoeca rosetta, 1580 nucleotides. RefSeq lists its product as uncharacterized. The record is from RefSeq and is a predicted model, not a curated record. The transcript is spliced from 2 exons. The coding region runs from base 295 to 1188 and encodes 297 amino acids. NCBI's taxonomy places the organism in Eukaryota, Choanoflagellata, Craspedida, Salpingoecidae.